Messenger RNA from Stegastes partitus (bicolor damselfish), 4855 nucleotides. It is a transcript of the gene ntn1a, whose product is annotated as netrin 1a. Gene Ontology annotation, cellular component: basement membrane. The transcript is spliced from 7 exons. Gene Ontology annotation, molecular function: protein binding. The record is from RefSeq and is a predicted model, not a curated record. Lineage: Eukaryota; Metazoa; Chordata; Actinopteri; Pomacentridae. Bases 235 to 2055 code for a protein of 606 amino acids. Gene Ontology annotation, biological process: tissue development; animal organ morphogenesis; motor neuron axon guidance.
AAAGAGAGAGAGAGAGAGAGAGGGGAGAGAGAUUUUGAAAAGACCGGCAGGAGGAGUGGGACUUGCUAUAAGGACACAAGCGACUCUUAAAUCCGCCGCUCCUCUGUUUUUACGCAGCAGAUUUGGAAGAAACAAACAACUAAAAACAGGAGGAGCUGUGAUUGAGAAAAGUAGCCUCCAUUCUCUAGUCACGUUAUUUUAAAUUAUUCUCAGCUACAGACACACGGAGCUGCCAUGAGAAGAGCUGUGGAUGUUGCGCUGACUCUGCUGCUCGCCGCGUCCCUGUCGUGCCGGAGCGUCUUUGGCGGCUACGGGAUGAGCCUGUUCGCGGCGCAGACCUCUCCCCCGGACCCCUGCUACGACGAGCACGGCAACCCGCGGCGCUGCAUCCCGGACUUCGUCAACUCCGCCUUCGGCAAGGAGAUGAGGGUGUCCAGCACCUGCGGCAAGACGCCGAGCCGCUACUGCGUGGUGACAUCGGCCGAGAAGGGAGACGAGAGGACCAGGAACUGUCACACCUGCGACGCCUCCGACCCCAAGAAGUAUCACCCUCCGGCUUACCUGACGGAUCUCAACAACCCGCACAACCUCACCUGCUGGCAGUCCGAGAACUUCAUCCAGUACCCGCAGAACGUCACCCUGACUCUGUCCCUCGGCAAGAAGUUCGAGGUCACAUAUGUGAGCCUGCAGUUCUGCUCGCCGAGACCCGAAUCCAUGGCGAUUUACAAGUCCAUGGACUACGGUAAAACUUGGGUGCCCUUUCAGUUUUACUCGACCCAGUGCAGGAAGAUGUACAACAAGCCCAACAGGGCCGUGAUCACGAAGCAGAACGAGCAGGAGGCCGUGUGCACGGACUCCCACACCGACAUGUACCCUCUGACCGGCGGCCUCAUCGCCUUCAGCACGCUGGACGGCAGACCGUCGGCGCACGACUUUGACAACUCCCCGGUGCUGCAGGACUGGGUGACGGCCACGGACAUCAAAGUCAUCUUCAGCCGGUUGCACACGUUCGGCGACGAGAACGAGGACGACUCGGAGCUGGCCAGGGACUCGUACUUCUACGCCGUGUCGGACCUGCAGGUCGGAGGGAGAUGCAAGUGCAACGGACACGCGUCCCGGUGCGUAAAGGACCGGGACGGCAGUCUGGUGUGCGAGUGUAAACACAACACGGCCGGGCCGGAGUGCGACAGGUGCAAACCUUUCCACUACGACAGACCGUGGCAGAGAGCCACAGCCAGGGAGGCCAACGAGUGUGUCGCCUGCAACUGCAACCUCCACGCCCGGAGGUGCCGAUUCAACAUGGAGCUCUACAAGCUCUCGGGGAGGAAGAGCGGAGGAGUCUGCCUCAACUGUCGCCACAACACAGCGGGUCGCCACUGCCACUACUGCAAGGAGGGCUACUACAGAGACCUGUCCAAGCCCAUCUCACACAGGAAGGCCUGCAAAGCAUGCGAUUGCCAUCCCGUGGGUGCUGCUGGCAAAACCUGUAACCAAACCACAGGACAAUGUCCCUGUAAAGACGGCGUGACUGGUAUCACGUGCAACCGCUGUGCUAAAGGCUACCAGCAGAGCCGCUCGCCCAUUGCCCCCUGCAUAAAGAUUCCAGUUGCGCCUCCCACAACCCCAUCCAGCAGCACAGAGGAGCCAUCAGACUGUGACUCUUACUGCAAGGCUUCAAAAGGCAAACUGAAAAUCAACAUGAAGAAGUACUGCAAGAAAGAUUACGCCGUCCAGGUGCACAUCCUGAAGGCGGACAAAGCCGGCGAGUGGUGGAAGUUCACCGUCAACAUCAUCUCCGUCUACAAGCAGGGCGAGAGCCGCAUCCGUCGCGGGGACCAGUUCCUGUGGGUCCGAGCCAAAGACGUGGCCUGCAAGUGUCCCAAGAUCAAACCCGGGAAGAAGUACCUGCUGCUGGGGAACGACGAGGACUCCCCCGGCCAGAGCGGAGUGGUGGCCGACAAAGGCAGCCUGGUUAUCCAGUGGAGGGACACGUGGGCGCGCAGGCUCAGGAAGUUCCAGCAGCGCGAGAAGAAAGGCAAGUGCAAGAAGCCAUAGAUGGCAUGGGGAAGAAGAAAAAAAAAAAGGUGGAAAGGAUGCUGGAGGAGGAGGAGGAGGAGAGGGAUUCAAGAGAAAAAAGCUGAGCGGGUGAUUGGAGGAGGAAAAAAAAAAAAGAGACACACAGAGGACCACGGACAGAGAAGAGACUGUUUAUGUCGCUGCUUUUUUGUGUAGAAGCAUGAAGAGAAUUAUUUAGGAUGAUUUUUUUUUUGUUUUCUAGUGAACUUUUGUUGAAGGAGCUCACCUUGCAGAUUUGGUUUUAUGGUUUAUUUUACUUUGAGAUUCGUCUCUCUUGUGGAUUUGCCGAAUUUGCACCUAUUACCAGUAUAUAACAUUAUUUUGUGUUUUGUUUUCUUUAUCCCAGUAUGAAAUCAUUAUAUUUUAUGUUCUAAUUUUAUGGACUUUUUUUUUUUUUUUCUUGCUGGUGCAAAAGAAAAAAAGACAGAAAGCCACUUAACUACCGCUGCAAUUUUUUAUUUUUAUUUUUUUUGCCUCUGCAUGGUUUUUAAAAACUGUAUUCUUAGCUAAGAAGCGAGCUUGUUUCAUCAAAAGUCUUCACUUAUCUGAUCGAGGCAGUAUAACAUUUCCUUCAUUGAGAUUUGUGCCAUAAAAAAAAAAAAGUGUUGUUGCUUAAGCCACAGAAAUCCUUUCCCGUGUUGAAAUUCAGGUAUAUCUGCAAAAAAAAUAAAAAAUCAGUUUUUCCUAGAUUUUCAUCUGUCAGGACUUUUACAGAUUUAGAAUAUGCAAGUGACAGAAGAAGAGGAUCAGGGACAGAAUACAGUAUUGAGGAAAAAAAAACAGCAUUUGUGAUUAAUUUCCCCUCAGACCUGCAUGUGAAUGCUUCUCAUUGAGAUUGUAAUGUUCAGUAGACUAAACGGUGCUGCUUUUGGUACUAAUUUUAAAGUUGUUUUUUUUUGCGGGGGAGGGGGAGGCGAAGAAAAGAAUGCAUUUAAAAUCACUGAUUUCACUUUCAGUAACUGUGAUUUAUUUUUUUUUACUCUUUAUUUCACAAAUUCAGUAGAAGUUUUAACAAGUGAGUUGAGGGCAGGAGGCCACACACAUUGGUUAUUAUAAAAUUCAUGAGUAGAGCUAAUGAGACGGGCGCUUAAGUGGCUGCAAAAUAACAUUUCAAAUGAAUCGCAUCAGCAUUGCAGUGACGAUACUCCACGUGCUCUACCGCUUGCUUCCCAACGUAGAUUAUUGUGCAACGUGAAUGCAACGUUAGAAUGGCGCGGGUGAAAGUAGUGCACCCGCCCGCGGCUGCAGGAGCUGCAUGUUCUCAGAAGGUACUGACAAAGAAAUGCAACGAUACAAAUGUUUAUAUGGUGCAUCUCUUCACACCAGCUCAUGGACGACUUUGUGUUCAAAUGGAUCCUUCAAAAUGGGUUCGAAUGAGACCGAGGAGGGAAAAAAAAAAAGUGUACGAAUGGCUGCCGGCUACCAAAUCUGUCUUAAGCGAGCUGAUGAUUACACCUUAACUAGUGCAGGUUGUGGAAAGCAAUAUCACGAGAAGGUGGUCGUCUUACCUCGUGGCGCAGAAACGAAUCCUUACAGUGCAGAAAAAUGAAAACGCCAUGACUUAAACCCUCUCACCGGCUUGUAUUCAUCCAGAAUACCUCCUACGGUACCGGCGCAUUGCAGAUAAAUACCUUUGCAGUCCGCGCGCUCCUUUUGCAAACACAAUGCACGACUGUACAUUCACCAGGAGGACACUGUGCUGCGACCAGUCAGGAGCUGCAGGCUCCCCAUUGACCUGCCAUUUUAAUUCUCUUCACUUCAGCACCGGCAGAGGGAGAAACGGGGCUGAAUCGCAAUCACUUGUCGCUGCUCGAUUCAAACCACUUUUGUUCGUUUGUGUGUAUGCAGUUCUCCGAGGAAUGCCUGGUUAAAGAAAAAAAACAACACACAGCUCAGGUUUGUGAUUUCAAACCACAACAUCAUGAGCAACAUGUUUGGGAGACUUGUUGUCUCAAAAAAAUCCCGUUUUCUAACAGUCCCCGUGGCUCAAGUGAAUGUAAAAGGGGGUUUAAGAUGAUUUAAAGGCAAGAUUUUAAGUUAACGGACCCUAAAAUUUGAUUCCUCUAUCUCAGUUUUCCUUUUUUUCUCCUUUUUAAACAAACUACAAAGCUUUCCCAAUGAUGACAAGUUAGAACAGACACCUGAUCUGCUGAUCUCCAUAUUUACAUUUAGGGUUUGAUGGAAUUGUUUUUUUUUCACUGUGCAAUCAAUCAGCUGAUUGUUUUCAGGCCGACAUGAUGCUACAUGCCGGCGGCUCCUCCAACAACGACCCGCUGACACGUUCGGUGCAUUUACAUGUUUCACCGUUAAACCUACGACUUCAUGUUCAGCUUUUCUUAUUCGACACGACGUACUCUGUAAUCACACCUCUCUGUAGCCUCAUGCUGUAAAUUUUCUACAACCGUCUCCUGAGCAAUGGUUUGACAAGCUUCCCGAUGAAACGCUACACACACACACACACACACACGUCAAAGCAUUGCUUUGUGUUCAUACUAUGAAUUGUAAAUGUUGUUGUCACCAUUGCAGACACUUUUUUUGCAAUGUUGUUUUACAAUGCCUACUAAUAUAUUAUGGUUAUUAUAUAUGAAUAUAUUUAAUGACACAAGACAUUGUGGAUUUUAUUGUCUUUUUCAACUUUUUUUUUUUUUUUUUACUUGUUUGUGGUUGUUUAGAUCGUUGCCAUUAAAGAAGGAAAUAAUAACUACUGAACACACCAACCUGGUAGAACUAAAUUCAGAUUUUCAGUUGAAAUAAACUCUUGUUACAUUGAAAAAAAAAA